This is a messenger RNA of Neltuma alba, 3198 nucleotides long. RefSeq names its product pentatricopeptide repeat-containing protein At5g08305-like. NCBI's taxonomy places the organism in Eukaryota, Viridiplantae, Streptophyta, Magnoliopsida, Fabales, Fabaceae. Gene Ontology annotation, biological process: RNA modification. The record is from RefSeq and is a predicted model, not a curated record. Gene Ontology annotation, molecular function: protein binding; RNA binding.
AAAAAGUACUUUACCAAACACCCUAGGAAGUUUGGGUCUUUCAAUCCUAUGUCGUGAGGGAUGUGACCUAUAUUAGGUCCAUAAAAUACCACAGCUUUGGUUCUUAAAUGAAUUAUGAUUGUCAUUUAUUGUACUGGGCCUUGGUUCUUCAAAUCUUCCCUCACUCUUCUCACGACUUUGGGCCUUCUCCAAGACAAAUGGCCCACUAGGUGUGACUUUCAUUUCAUUCUGAUUCGUCUUGCUUUGUUGCAUUCCCAUAUUCGACCUCUGUAGCCUGAACCUUCGGCCUUCUUCUUCCCCUUCUCUUCUUCAACCUCGUCACUGUCGCGGAAGCACUUGGGGUUAGAACACGAGUUCCGCGUCCCCUUCUCCAUCUCCGCCUUCUUCUUAGAUUUCCAUUCUUCGAGGUCGUUACUGUCGCAGUCGACUUGGAGCUCCAUUUUGGCGUGUGAAGAACGGACGAGGGUGCCAAGCAUAGCUUCUCAGCAGGUUCGACCGUCAAAUUCUACGGACCUAACUCUUGAAGAAGUUGAGACUGUCGCUCUAUCUGGUCUCAAGCAAGUUAUGGAAGAGAAGAUUUAACUUCCCUCCGCUCGAUUGACUUGGAAAAGUUUGAAGGGGCCUCCAAACUGUAAUACCUCUGAGGUGGACUUUUAUUGCGGUUUGUAUGAUAAUUUUUUUUUUUCCUUAAAUUGGACUGAUUACAUUCUUACUUUCCACAGCAGAGCUGGUAUUACGUGGCUCCAGAGAUUCUUGUUGGAUAUCAGUAUCCUACGAAAUCAAAUUGCAUAUUUUUUCUAUGAUUUUAGAACCUUUUUUUCCUCAGAUUUUUCCUUUUAUUUGAGGGUGGGUGGUCCUUAUUUUGCUUCAUCUUGAGUUGGUUUUUUUUUUUUGGUUUAGAUUUGAAAAAUCAGAAUAAUUUCAUGGGAUGAUCAUUUGAGUGAUUAUAAGGGGAAUCAAAGUAAUUUCAUGUUCUGAUGAUCAUUAGGAGGACAUGUUGUCCCCCUUGAGUCAGUUUUAAGUGUUGUUCCCUUUUUCUUAUUAUGGGAUAGAGAGGCAGUGGGAACUUCAGUUUGUUUUUAUUCAAAUAUAUUUCAUUGACUUUUGUUUGGUCCAUUAUCAUUAUAAGAUACACGAGUUACCACAAUGUUCCUGAUGCUUCUGAAUUCGAUCUUUUUGAGGACGAUGAUUGAAAUCCUCGGUUUCAGGGAUCAUCUUGACUCCAAAAGCUGGUGAAUACGUUCCACUGGAAACUGGCAACCCCACAAGAGGAUCGAAUUCCUAUGCCAGGUGCUAAUUGUUAACAUUAUGUCUUCAUUUAUCUGAAUCCUGCUACAAGACUCUGCUCUUUGGUGCGGCAAGGAUUAUUGAUUCCUCCUUCGACUUUUUCUGUUCUUUGAAAGAAAUAUAGAAAGUUUAUUUACAUAUGGUUGGAGGAUCAUCAGUCUCAUGUAUAAAUGUAAAUACAAGCCACACUCGACUGCUCAGCCUCCUUACCACAUGCAAGUCAAUGCAUGAAUUGAAGCAACUUCAUGCCAUUUUGUUCUCUUUUGGCUUAUCUCAAGAUGACAUAUUCACCUCCAGACUCCUUUCUUUCUCGGCUCUUUCCAGUUCUGGUGACAUCAGUUAUUCCUACAAGGUUUUCUCCCAUCUCUCCAACCCAACAAUUUUCAGUUGGAACACAAUCAUUAGAGGCUAUUCAAUCAGUAAAAACCCAAACCGUUCAUUUUCAGUUUUUUUGAGAAUGUUGCGAUUUGGGGUUUCACCAGAUUACUUAACAUACCCCUUUCUUGUGAAGGCAUCGGCACGCCUUUUGAAUCAACAAAACGGUGUAUCUGUGCAUGCCCAAAUUGUAAGAAGAGGGCACGCGUCUGAUAGAUUUAUCCAAAAUUCUUUGAUUCAUAUGUAUGCUUCUUGUGGGAAUAUUGUAUGUGCUCGAAAGGUGUUUGAUAGAAUGCAAGAGAAGAACUUGGUUUCAUGGAAUUCCAUGUUGGAUGGCUAUGCUAAGUGUGGAGAAAUAGUUAUGGCACAGAAAGUGUUUGAAUCAAUGCCUAAGAAGGAUGUCGUGUCUUGGAGCUCUUUGAUUGAUGGUUACGUUAAAGAUGGGGAAUAUGGAGAAGCCAUGGCUAUCUUUGAAAAGAUGAGGGUUUCAGGUACAAAGGCUAAUGAAGUGACCAUGGUGAGUGUUCUAUGUGCAUGUGCUCACUUAGGUGCUCUGGAGAAGGGAAGAAUGAUCCACAAGUAUAUAGUUGAGAAUAAAUUACCGCUGACCCUGGUUUUGAAGACUUCUCUAGUGGACAUGUAUGCCAAAUGUGGGGCAAUACAGGAGGCUUUGCCUGUGUUUCAUAGUGUAUCAAAGACCCAAACUGAUGUCCUGAUUUGGAAUGCAACGAUUGGAGGUCUUGCAACACAUGGUUUAGUUGAAGAAUCUCUUAAACUGUUUAUGGAAAUGCAAGUAGUUGGUAAACCUGAUGAGAUAACAUACUUGUGCUUAUUGACUGCUUGUGCUCAUGGGGGUUUAGUAAAAGAAGCAUGGUACUUUUUUGAGAGCCUCAGAAAAUUCGGCAUGACACCCAAAAGUGAGCACUAUGCUUGUAUGGUGGAUGUGCUAGCACGUGCAGGUCAUUUAGCCACAGCAUACCAAUUUAUAUGUGGAAUGCCCAUAGAGCCAACGGCUUCCAUGUUAGGUGCUCUUUUUAAUGGGUGUAUUAACCAUAGAAAAUUUGAUCUUGCAGAAACAGUUGGUAAGAAACUUAUUGAGCUUGAACCUCAUCAUGAUGGAAGGUAUGUUGGGUUAUCAAAUGUCUACGCAGUUGUGAAACGAUGGGAUGAUGCAAAGAGCUUGAGAGAAGCCAUGGAGAGAAGAGGGGUGAAAAAAUCACCAGGUUUCAGCUUUGUGGAAUUAUUUGGGGUCCUUCAUAGAUUUAUUGCGCAUGAUAAAUCGCAUCCCAACUUAGAAGAGACUUACUCAAUGCUAAGUUUUGUCGGGUAUCAAAUGAAACUUUGCGUUGACCAAGAAAACCAAGGUUGGGCAUUUGAUAUUGAAAUGGAAGAUGAGUAGCUUACUUUCUAUUAUGUCUUUCUGAACCACUCAAAUUAAAAGAAAAGUUACAAUUUUUAGCAUGUAAAUUUGGCGCAAUAAUUUUGAGAUCCAUAUCUUGCACAUAAUUUUUAGUAAAAUAGAAUUUGUAUUGUUAA